AUGGCACCUACUCCAGAUUUAUGGCCAACAUGUAGAAUCGUGCCAACUGCCGAUCAGAGAACGUUGGUGAUCGUGGCAUGCGUGUAUAUUGUGGUAAUCGUCUUGUUAUGGAAUAUACCUUAUCUAAAAUUGUUACUGUAUCCUUUCAAACUUUUAACAGUCGGAUUCCAUGAAUUCAGUCAUGCUUUUAUGGGCUUAUUAACUUGUGCAAAGAUUGAAUCAAUUCAUCUCGAUCCAAACGAAGGUGGAGCAACGAGAAUGCGAGGAGGAAUACCGGCUUUAACAUUACCGGCUGGCUAUUUAGGAAGUAGUCUUAUUGGAGCAGCAAUGAUUGCAACCUCUUUUGACAUUCGUGCAGCUAAAGUUAUGACUUUGGUCAUUGGCGUAUUCUUCCUUUUUACACUUUGGUGGGCAAGAAGGGAUUGGCUUACUUGGGUUUUGCUCUUGUGCAUGGCUGGCAUCAUUGUUGCGUUUUGGUUCAUUGCACACGGCGUGGCAUUGCAAUACCUUGUCUUGUUCUUGGGAGUCAUGUCCUGCCUAUAUUCGCUUUGGGACAUUUGCGACGAUUUGAUCUUCCGCAAAGUGAACGAGUCCGAUGCAAGCGCUUUUGCCAGACAUGUCGGAGGCGACAGUCGUUGCUGGGGGGUGUUCUGGCUUAUCAUUUCUCUGGUCUUCUUUGCCGCUGGUAUCAUUAUUGGUAUCGUCGCUUUCAAAGAUACAGAAGCACAACAAAGAGCAUCCAACUUCCUCGACACAAGAGCAUUUAAGCAAUAGACAUACCAUUCAAUAGCAUAUACCUAAGAGACUGCUGGUCAACUUCUCAUUGUUCAUUAAUUCAUCAUUCAUGUAUUUCUGUCACUUUUGUCAAAUAUAAUUUUCUUCUUGUU
This is a messenger RNA of Meira miltonrushii, 887 nucleotides long. RefSeq lists its product as uncharacterized. The transcript has 4 exons. Lineage: Eukaryota; Fungi; Basidiomycota; Exobasidiomycetes; Exobasidiales; Brachybasidiaceae. Bases 1 to 774 code for a protein of 257 amino acids. The record is from RefSeq and is a predicted model, not a curated record.